AUGCGUAGUGCGCCCGCCCCACGGGCGGGAGGGACCAUGGCGGCGCUGGGGGAGGCGCUGAAGGCAGCGGUUGCUGCGCUGCUGCUGCUGGGCUGGGGCGCCCAUGGGCUGUACUUCCACAUCGGCGAGACUGAGAAGCGCUGCUUCAUCGAGGAGAUCCCCGACGAGACCAUGGUCAUCGGCAAUUACCGGACACAGCUGUGGGACAAACAGUCCGAGUCCUUCCUGCCCUCCACGCCGGGGCUGGGCAUGCACGUGGAGGUCAAGGACCCCGACGGAAAGGUGGUGCUGUCACGGCAGUACGGCUCCGAGGGUCGCUUCACCUUCACGUCGCACACGCCGGGCGAGCACCAGAUCUGCCUGCACUCCAACUCCACCCGCAUGGCCCUGUUCGCUGGGGGCAAGCUGCGGGUGCACCUGGACAUCCAGGUGGGCGAGCACACCAACAACUACCCCGAGAUCGCUGCCAAGGACAAGCUGACCGAGCUGCAGCUGCGCGCCCGGCAGCUGCUGGACCAGGUGGAGCAGAUCCAGAAGGAGCAGAACUACCAGAGAUACCGCGAGGAGCGGUUCCGCAUGACGAGCGAGAGCACGAACCAGCGUGUGCUCUGGUGGUCCAUAGCCCAGACCAUCAUCCUCAUCCUCACCGGCAUCUGGCAGAUGAGGCACCUCAAGAGCUUCUUCGAGGCCAAGAAAUUGGUGUAGCCCCCCAUCCCCCCGGGAGGGCUCCCCAAAACUCACCCCUACCUCCUCAUGGGGGAUCCCACCCACCCUGGGGUGCUGGGGAAGGAUCCAGGGGCUCCCCCAGACCCAUCUCACCUGCCCUGGGGUGCUGGGGACGGAUCCUCGCUGCCUGCUGGGACCCCGGGGCCUGGGGGCGGGUUUUUGGGGGGGGUCCUGCCUGCCAUGAGAGGGGCCACCCCCCCGAGGUAUUGGUUUGGGCAAGGGGGGGAAAUAAAGGUGUUUUUUUUGGUUCCA
This is a messenger RNA of Cinclus cinclus, 978 nucleotides long. RefSeq names its product transmembrane p24 trafficking protein 4 (gene TMED4). Gene Ontology annotation, cellular component: endoplasmic reticulum; endoplasmic reticulum-Golgi intermediate compartment; COPII-coated ER to Golgi transport vesicle. Bases 1 to 705 code for a protein of 234 amino acids. NCBI's taxonomy places the organism in Eukaryota, Metazoa, Chordata, Aves, Passeriformes, Cinclidae. The record is from RefSeq and is a predicted model, not a curated record. Gene Ontology annotation, biological process: positive regulation of canonical NF-kappaB signal transduction; endoplasmic reticulum to Golgi vesicle-mediated transport; intracellular protein transport. The transcript has 5 exons.